Molecule: messenger RNA, 1930 nt
Organism: Lolium rigidum
Lineage: Eukaryota; Viridiplantae; Streptophyta; Magnoliopsida; Poales; Poaceae
Product: beta-fructofuranosidase 1-like
Exons: 6
Coding region: 41-1693 (550 amino acids)
Biological process (GO): carbohydrate metabolic process
Molecular function (GO): hydrolase activity, hydrolyzing O-glycosyl compounds
Source: RefSeq, a predicted model, not a curated record
GCUCCUCGGCGGCGGCGGCGCCUACGACUGGACCAACGCGAUGCUGUCGUGGCAGCGCACGGCGUUCCAUUUCCAGCCGGAGAAGAACUGGAUGAACGAUCCCAACGGUCCAUUGUACUACAAGGGAUGGUACCACCUGUUCUACCAGUGGAACCCUCACGGAGCGGUGUGGGGCAACAUCAGCUGGGGCCACGCCGUGUCGCGCGACCUCAUCCACUGGCUCCACCUGCCGCCGGCCAUGGUGCCCGACCACUGGUACGACAUCAACGGCGUGUGGUCCGGCUCUGCGACGCAGCUCCCCGAUGGCCGGAUCGUGAUGCUCUACACCGGCUCCACGGAGGACGGUGUGCAGGUGCAGCUCCUAGCGGAGCCGGCAGACCCGUCGGACCCGCUACUGCAGUGUUGGGUGAAGUCGGAGUCGAAUCCCAUCCUGGUGCCGCCGCCGGGCAUCGGGCUCACAGACUUCCGUGACCCGACAACGGCGUGGCUAAACCCCACCGACAAGGCGUGGCGGAUCGCCAUCGGGUCCAAGGACCAGGAGCACGCCGGGCUGGCGCUGGUGUACCGAACAGAGGACUUCGUGCGCUACGACCCGCUCCCCACGCUGAUGCGCCUCGUGCCGGGCACGGGCAUGUGGGAGUGCGUGGACUUCUACCCCGUGGCCGCUGACCUUGCGGCGGCCGGCGACGGCGGUGUUGGGCUAGACACGUCCGUGCCUCCGGGGCCCGGGGUGAAGCACGUGCUCAAGACCAGCCUCGACGACGACCGACAUGACUACUACGCCAUUGGCACGUAUGAUGCCGAGACGGAUAGGUGGACUCCGGACAACGAGGCGAUCGACGUCGGGAUCGGGCUCCGCUACGACUACGGCAAGUUCUACGCGUCCAAGACGUUCUACGACCCCGUGCGGCGGCGGCGCGUGCUGUGGGGGUGGAUCGGCGAGUCCGAUAGCGAGCGCGCCGACAUCCUCAAGGGGUGGUCGUCCCUCCAGUCAAUACCCAGGUCGGUUCUGAUGGACACAAAGACGGGCAGCAACCUGCUCCAGUGGCCGGUGGUGGAGGUGGAGAACCUCCGUAUGCGCGGCAAGCGCUUCGACGGCCUCGCCGUGCAGCCUGGCUCCGUCGUGCCCCUGGACGUCGGCAAGGCGACGCAGCUGGACAUCGAGGCCGUCUUCCAUGUGGAUGUGGAUGCGUCGGCUGCCGGCGCCGGGAGCGUGGUGGGGGCGGACGCGUCGUCGUACAACUGCAGCGCGAGCGCCGGCGCCUCGGGGCGGGGACUGCUCGGCCCGUUUGGGCUCCUCGUGCUCGCCGACGAGGGCCUGUCGGAGCAGACCGCCGUCUACUUUUACCUGGUCAAGGGCGCCGACGGGACACUCAGCACCCACUUCUGCCAAGACGCGUUCAGGUCGUCGAAGGCGAACGAUCUCGUCAAGCCUGUGUACGGCAGUUCCGUCCCCGUACUCGACGGAGAAGAUCUGUCAGUAAGAAUACUGGUUGAUCACUCCAUUGUGGAGAGCUUCGCUCAGGGAGGGCGGACAUGCAUUACAUCGCGCGUGUACCCUACCAGGGCGAUCUACGACAACGCCAGAGUUUUCCUCUUCAACAACGCGACAAGUGUCAACGUCACCGCAAAGUCGAUCAAGAUCUGGGAGCUGAAUUCAGCUUACAUCCGUCCAUAUUCAAAUUCUUUGUAAGCACAGUGCCAAGCAAUGUUUGCCUGGAUAGUUGACUCGUGCUUUGUAUGUAGCAAUUCUUUGUAUUUUCUUAGCUUAUUGUGAGUUGAUAGUGAAGGACAGGGAAGCAUUGGUGGACCACAGAAUGUAUAUUUGCCACAAAUAAGUGGUUCCGUGUGCUUGAAUAAUGCGUUUUAAGUAAUUUAUGGGACUUCACACAAGAAAGUAAUCUGUCCUCUUCAUGUCAUUGUGUACAAU